Molecule: messenger RNA, 1683 nt
Organism: Auanema sp. JU1783
Lineage: Eukaryota; Metazoa; Nematoda; Chromadorea; Rhabditida; Rhabditidae
Source: the annotation of a GenBank genome assembly
AUGAUGAGUCUGGGCCCGAUUCGAACGGCGGAUGAGUUUAUUCCAGCCUUCGAGAGCAUUUUAGAAAGCAUCAUUGAACGUAAAGAAAGUCAUGAUAACAUAACUCUCAGCGAAGAUGGUCUAAACACUGUUCAGAAUUUAUUUGACGUUGUUUCGAGUGGGGAUUUACGACCAGAACCUUCAGCUGCAGACACUUUAGCGUGGUGUGAUGGCUUCAUCGCAGAUUGGGAAUCCUCAGGGGGCAAAUCUGCAGCAGUUCAACAGCUAAUAACUCUGCUUAGACGUCCUCAUGUCCGAGGUGUACUGAUGGCUACUGAAGAUAUCUCCUCAUGUCGGUAUUUGCCUCAACUACCAUCAGUCCCAUUUGAGGUUGAUGAAGAUGAGGGUAUUGCUGUUAAGAUUGUUCGCAUAAGUAGAAAAGAUGAACCUUUAGGAGCCACGAUUCGUUGUGAAAAUGGCAAAGUUAUAAUUGCGCGAAUUAUUGCGGGAGGAGUAGCCGAUCGCAGUGCUUGUAUUCAGGAAGGAGAUCGUGUUUUGGAAGUUAAUGGUUAUCCCGUUUCUCCGGAAAUGUCAGCGGACGAUAUUGUUCGUUUGUUGAACAAGUCAGAGAACGGAAGCGUGACAUUCAAGUUGAUUCCUCCUGAAAUUCCUUCUACUGACCCUGAUCACACCCAGCUUUUCAUACGAGCUCAAUUUGAUUAUAAUGGUUCGAAUGAUUCGAGACAGCCUUGUCCUGAAACUUCGUUAAGUUUCAAGAAGGGGGACAUUCUAGAACUUUUAGUUUGUACUGACACUCACUGGUGGCAGGCUAGAUGUAUAGGCAAUAGUUCUCUAGCUGGUAAUGAGGGAGUUAAAUCAAAUUGUCAUCGUGUUGGAUUGAUACCAUCAGAGUUCUUGCAACAUCGGCUUAAAAUGUUGGAACGCGAUAGAGACAGCAAAGGACCGAAAACAAAUGAAAGAUCCAGAACAACAGCACCAGAAGAGGAAUUAGUCUAUGAAUCUGUUUGUCGUUUUCGAGCUAGGCCAGGCAUUAUCAGGCCCAUCAUUCUGAUUGGACCACCAGGAGUCGGAAGGAAUGAAUUGAAAAGGAGAUUGUUAAUGUUGUUCCCUGAAAGGUUCUCCACCACAAUCCCUCAUACGAGUCGUUCACCUCGGCCAGGUGAGAAACAAGGAGUUGAUUAUUACUAUGUUCCACGCGAGCAAAUGGAAUCUAUGAUUUCGCGGGGUGAUAUGCUCGAAUUCGGCGAAUAUAGAGGUAACUUAUAUGGAACGGCAUUAUCGUCGGUAGAAUUGGCUCGAGAUAAAGGAACGCCUCUAUUAACCCCUCAUCCAUUGGCUUUACGUCAAUUGCGAACUCCGGAAUUUCGACCAAUCAUUAUUUUUGUUCAGCCGCCGGAUUUAGCAACUUUUAAGGAAACAAGAUCUGCGUUCCGAGCAAGGACAUCUCGUGCCGGUUCCAUGGCAUCGGCCGGCACAAGUACAAUAGGCAGAGGAUUCAGUGACUCGGAAAUAGAGCAAAUUGUCGAGUCAGGAAGACAACUAGAAGAGCAAUAUGGUCAUUUGUUUGAUGCUCGACUUAUCAAUUGUAACCUUGAGGAAAGUUUGAGCAGACUCAUAACACUCAUACAAGCGUUCGAGACUAGACCUUCAUGGGUGCCAUUAAGUUGGGCAACACGUGAAUAA